AUGGGAGGACAAGGCCGCAAAUCCAUGAUCCCCUUCAAGGGCGACAUCAUUGCGUACAUGAGCGAACGGCGGGACAACAACAAGUUCGUUAGAGUGUUUCACCUCAUGCAAUGGAUCCGGCGCAACCAAAAGCCAUGGCUCGUGUCCUACAUCGAGGCGAAGAAGAACCCGGAGACACCGAAAAGCCUGUGUGUCGAACUCAGUCAAGAGGUGUUGGACUCUGUGUGGCUUGGCUAUGCAGUGUACUUCCACACCAAGUAUGCUGCCUACCCAAAGCACACCAUUCUGAACGCUGACGAAACUGGCCCCCCGGGAGCACCUGGCUGA
Aphanomyces astaci is the source of this 327-nucleotide messenger RNA. RefSeq lists its product as hypothetical. NCBI's taxonomy places the organism in Eukaryota, Oomycota, Saprolegniomycetes, Saprolegniales, Verrucalvaceae. The coding region runs from base 1 to 327 and encodes 108 amino acids. The record is from RefSeq and is a predicted model, not a curated record. The transcript has 2 exons.